UCAUAAUAAUCAGUCCGUUAAAAUUAUAUGGGACCCCCUGAAACGGAAAUGACGUAGUGACCUUCAGCUUGCAAGUCUCUCCGACAUUACAGCAGUCAAGGAAAAGCUUCAAAAUGGCACCACCAUCAUACAGUGACCUUGGAAAAUCUGCGAAAGACCUUUCUGACAAAGGUUACAAUUUUGGACUGUACAAACUUGAAUGUAAAACGAAAUCUAGCAGUGGAGUUGAAUUCACAACAAAAGGAAGCUCAAGCCAUGAUUCUGGAAAAGUCUCUGGAAGCUUAGAAACAAAGUACAAGCUUUCCGAGCAUGGACUGACAUUUGUAGAAAAGUGGAAUACUGACAAUGUUCUUGCCACAGAAAUCACUAUUGAAGAUCAGCUUUGCAAGGGUCUUAAAUUGGCCUUUGAAUCUUCGUUUGCACCACAGACAGGUAAGAAGAAUGGAAAAAUUAAGACUGCCUACAAGAUGGAUUACUUAAAUGCAAGUUGUGAUGUUGACUUUGACUUUGCGGGUCCAACAGUUCAUGGUGCAGCAGUAGUUGGGUAUAACAACUUUCUGGCUGGCUACCAAAUGUCCUUUGAUACCUCCAAGUCCAAGCUUUCCAAGAACAACUUUGCUUUUGGAUAUUCUUCAGAUGAUAUGACACUCCAUUGCAAUAUAAAUGAUGGCGCCGAAUUUGGAGGCUCUGUUUAUAACAAAGUGAACGACAAGCUGCAGACUGGUGUAAAUUUGUCCUGGUCUGCUGGAAAUAGCUCAACACGGCUUGGUUUGGCGGCAAAAUACACAUUAGACAAAGAUGCUUAUGUCAAUUUGAAAGUAAAUAAUGCUUUCCAAAUCGGAAUGGGCUACACUCAAAACAUUAGGAAAGGUGUAAAGCUGAACCUUUCUUCAUUGGUUGAGGGCAAGAAUUUCAACCAAGGUGGUCACAAGGUCGGAAUGGGUCUUGAAUUUGAUGCCUAAAUGUUACAUGUCCAAGUGGUUAGUGAUAUAAUAUAAAACCUUUGGAUGCAAAGCAAUUCAUUCAUCAUCAGUGUUUAACCAGGAGAGGAGACACAACAUAUUAAACAUUUGCUAGUCUGGUGAGGGUCCAGUCUUCACCUCAUCUUUAUCUAGUAUUCCCAGUGUUGACACUGCCGACAGCAUAAGCAUGGCAGAGUUUGGUGCAUGCAGAGACUGAAGACGGAUUUGAUGUUCACUUUGCCACCCACUUUGAAUUGAUUGUGGAUUUCAAGAAAAUGACAUGAUCAAUCAGAUAUUGAUUUGUACUUAGAUUUAUUUCUUGUUUGCUGUUUCCAUUAGGUUACAUUCGUUGCAUAGCAAACAAGCUGUUUUCCCACUGUCCACCAAUCGAGAAACCUUCAUUCGACAUAACGCAGGUUAGAUGUGUCAGAGAAUUUGUCCCUGAGAGCUUAUCAAAACAUUUCAGUGCUGGUAAAUUAAUGUACAAAUAUGUAUCUUAAUUAAAGAAUUAUGUGAUGUGUAAAA
This is a messenger RNA of Mizuhopecten yessoensis (Yesso scallop), 1487 nucleotides long. Its product is annotated as voltage-dependent anion-selective channel protein 2-like. Gene Ontology annotation, molecular function: voltage-gated monoatomic anion channel activity. Gene Ontology annotation, biological process: monoatomic anion transmembrane transport. Gene Ontology annotation, cellular component: mitochondrial outer membrane. Lineage: Eukaryota; Metazoa; Mollusca; Bivalvia; Pectinida; Pectinidae. Bases 114 to 962 code for a protein of 282 amino acids. The transcript has 9 exons. The record is from RefSeq and is a predicted model, not a curated record.